AGCCUAGCCUUCAAGCAACCUGGCCGUUCUGCAGAGAGCACACAGGGACGAAGCCUGGGAACGUCCCUCCCAGAUACACCCUACCACUUGAUGGACCCUAACAGGUUGAGCAGACCCAGAGAUGAGGUGGAAAGUGCGGUAAGAGGAGCACGUUUUCUCAAGUGACAAGCCAACGAGAGGUUGGAGUCUUCUGUUCCAAAGAUCUUUGGGAAUCAGUCCAGUCACUUUCUCCUUCUUUACUGCCACGGGAAAAAAAUAAAAAUCGUAAAAAGCUGCAUGUCUCUCCUUCCUCUUGAGUGGGAAGGUUUGAGUAGCCCCGCGUGACGGGCUGAGGCAGGGUGAUUGCUCCAGCCUGGACUACAUAGCUAGGCAAUGCAGUAGCAAUGGCAGUGUAGAAAGGGAAGAAAUAGUAGAUUUGGGGGGAAUGCUAGUUGGGUACGCAUUAAUGCCACAGGAGGGCAUGGAGCGGAAGUGAGGCUGAACCAGGCUGCGCAUCAUUGUGACGGUAGCGGAUGGACCCGGACCCAAGAGAAGACAGAAAGGACUCGGUUCAGUGACUGACAAGAAGCGAAGGGUGAACAGUCGAACCCUAACCUUCUACUUCAUCAAGCAGAGGGAAAAUCCCCAUGCCACAUAAGAAAGCUGCAGGUGGUCUAGCGCCAUCAAUGCUCGCUCCGCCAGGGCGCAUGCGCUCGCACUGGUCUAGGCGGGCCUCCCGAGGAGUUCUACGCAUGCGCGACUACGGGGCUCAGGAAGCUAUCUGGGCAGGCUGUCCCUUUCCCAGCCCUCCUCUCAGUGGGGGGAAGGUGAGAGCUUCACCAGCUGCCGCAGAGACACAGGAGUGGUCCAUGGACCUGUCAUCGGACCCGGCUAGUGACUGCACUGCACAAAGCCCUCAUUUCUCUACAGUGUGCCUCUGGGAACAGCCUGAGGAAGUGAAUUCAGAACCACUGCUCAGCCUAGAGGAGCAAAUCCUUAACUCCACAUUUGAAGCCUGUGAUCCUCAUAAGACAGGCACUGUGGCUGUAACACACCUCCUGGCCUACCUGGAGGCUGUGACAGGACAGGGCCCCCAGGAUGUGCGCCUCCAAACACUGGCCCGAAGUUUGGACCCUUAUGGGGAAGGUGCUGGAGCCACUGUGGAGUUGGACACCUUCCUGGUGGUGAUGCGGGACUGGAUUGCUGACUGCCAAUUGCAUGGGGGAUUAGAGCGGGCAGAGGAGCCCGCCUUCGGGGGAGCCCUGGCUUCUCCACACCUGCCAUCUGCAUGCUCAGAAGCAGAGGAGCCAGCCAACUUGGAGAGCUUUGGAGGAGAAGACCCCAGGCCUGAGGGGCCUGCCACAGCCGAGCUGCUGAGCAGCCUAGAGGACCUAGAGCUCAGCAACCGCCGCCUUGCUGGGGAGAACGCCAAGCUGCAGCACAGCGUGGAGACUGCAGAGGAGGGCUCAGCGCGUCUAGGGGAGGAGAUCGCAGCCCUGCGCAAGCAGCUGCGAAGCACCCAGCAGGCCCUGCAGGUGGCCAAGGCGUUGGAUGAGGAGCUUGAGGACCUGAAGACUCUGGCCAAGAGCCUGGAAGAGCAGAACCGCAGCCUGAUGGCCCAGGCCCGGCACACAGAGAAGGAGCAGCAGCACCUGGUGGCUGAGGUGGAGAUACUACAGGAAGAGGGCUGUUCCUCCCUCCAGAACGGGAAGCUGCUAGCAGAGCGAGACGGAGUGAAGAGGCGGAGUGUGGAGCUGGCCACAGAGAAGGAUGCUCUGAAGCGGCAGCUCUGUGAGUGUGAACAACUCAUUUGCCAGCGUGAAGCAGUCCUCUCAGAGCGUACCCGCCACGCAGAAAGUCUGGCCCAGACUCUGGAGGAGUACAGAACCACCACCCAGGAACUAAGGCAAGAAAUCUCGAACCUGGAGGAGCAGCUGAGUCUAAGCCAGGAGGGCCCAGAAGAGCUACUGGAAGGGGCUGAACCGGGAAGAGUAGGCUGGAUCAUGGCACUGCCCCCAUCACUGGACUUGGAGAUUCAGGCUAUCCGACAGGAGAGGGACGCCGCAGGUGCUGGCCUCUCCAGUCCCCUGUGUGGAAUGUGGCCCUGGGAGGAGGCCGCUAGGGAACAGAGAGACUUCCAGGGAGAGCCAGUGUGUGCUCUAGGAGGGAGCAGAGCAGUGUCUUUAAGGUUGUCCAGGAGACAGGAAGAAGAAGAAGAAGAGGAGAGCUGGGUCCUGGUUGACCCCUCCAGCCCUCUGGGAACCGCUCACCGUGAGCUUGCCUCAGGAAGCUCUCCUGAGAGUUGUCAAGAUGUGCCCGAGGUGCGACACGCCCUCGUGCCUGUGGUGAGAGAUGUGGUGCCAGUGGAGAGGCCCUGGGCCCAGCACUCCCCGGGGCUCAGAGUCAGCCGGCACCUGCUGGCUCCCACACCCAUCCUGGGCCUGCUGCUGCUGCUGCUCUCCAUCCUGCUGCUCAGCCAGUCCCCGACGCCCACUUGGCCACACCUGCAGCUCUGCUACCUUCAGCCCCCGCCAGUGUGAGGCACCGCACCCUGCCUCCUGCUUCACUGACUCAGUCAGGGCUCUGGGCCCGCACCCCUGCCUCGUUUCCGUGUAACCAUGGCCCCUCCUGGGUCUCUCCUGUUUUCCUGACAAUAGCAAAUCAUGCAGUAAUGA
Molecule: messenger RNA, 2654 nt
Organism: Mesocricetus auratus (golden hamster)
Lineage: Eukaryota; Metazoa; Chordata; Mammalia; Rodentia; Cricetidae
Gene: Kash5
Product: KASH domain containing 5
Exons: 20
Coding region: 627-2519 (630 amino acids)
Biological process (GO): chromosome localization to nuclear envelope involved in homologous chromosome segregation; spindle localization; actin filament organization
Cellular component (GO): chromosome, telomeric region; meiotic spindle pole; lateral element
Molecular function (GO): dynein complex binding
Source: RefSeq, a predicted model, not a curated record